Molecule: messenger RNA, 1588 nt
Organism: Moneuplotes crassus
Lineage: Eukaryota; Ciliophora; Spirotrichea; Euplotida; Euplotidae
Source: the annotation of a GenBank genome assembly
UAUUAAGUCAUAUUCUUUAAAAAUGGAACUACCUGAACUCACUUCAAAAAGAAGUACAAAAAGUAUACUGAGUAAAGAAAGCACCAAGAGAGCAAAGCUGACAUUUCCUGCUUUGUUUAGAUACAUUCGUGGGAGAAAUUUAUCAGUAGGGAGAAACUCUGCUAUUGACAGUUCAAAUUUACUCAGACCUAUCCCGCUGUCUACUGGCAAGAAGUAUUUGAGAUCUAGAACAAGGAAGAAAUUCAACAAGAUUGCUAGAGGAUCUAUGAUCCGCUUCGAACAAAAGGAAGACCUUCUCGAGGAGAAACUUAACCUCUUCAUUCACCCCUAUAACCAUUCUGUGACGGUGAGAAACCACAUGACUUUUGACGAAAGAGAGAAAAAUGCCGCAAAAGCUCUUGAAAGUAUAGGAAAACUUGAUAAUAAAUGGGCUUUUGUAAAAGAUUUCAUAUUUCAGCAGAACAAGGACCAAUUCAGAGAGGUCUGAUAUAACGCCAACAAGAAAUUAUAUGACAAAUUCAAUGUGAAUGGCAUAUGGAAAAAAUUCUUUAAGCUAACUAAGAGCAGUAAGGAUGUACUGAAUAUUGGAGUUUUGCCGCCUGCAAAAAGGAAGAGAUCACCUGGCAAGAUGCGUCGACACUAUAAAUAUUAUAAAGGGUUAAAACGGAGAUCUGUUGCUUCAAGUAGAGACUCUAGUGGGAAAAAGAGUAGCUUGCAACCAGAUUCUAGCCUGACUAAAUCAAAGUUUUCUAAAGAGAAAAGCCCAGAGCCCUCUAUGAACAAUAUUACUGAAGAGAAUGUUUCUGUGAAUGACUGCAAUAAUCUUGAUCUCAAAGUCCAAAAAGUGUUUAAGAAAAAUACUGAAGCUAAAGAAAGGAAGAGCAGUAAAAAUUAUUUAUUCAAUAUGAAAGGGAAGAAGAAAUAUAAUAAGAAAAAUUCGCUGGUCCCACCAACUAAGAUGAAAACUUUGGGUAUUGAAGUAAAGAAUUAUUUCAGGAAGCCAGACUCUUCAAUUAUUGAGAAUCAGUCAGAAAGAAUCUCAAAGUUGAUUGACACUCAUGAGGAGAUACAUAAGAAUCUGAAAAUAGGAAAAUUUCAUAGAGUUCAUUGAAGAAAUAUCGGAUCAAAAAGAAUCUUUGCUGGCUCAACAAGUACUUUCAAUAGAAACAGAAUACGACAGUCUAUGAAUAAUGGGAAGCGGAAAGUAGUCUUAUCCCCUCCCUCGACUCAGCAUUCUUUUAAAUGCUUGUCCCCAAUACUAUCCAAAAAUGCUCGCAAAAUUUCAAAAGAAAAAGGAAUACUUCAUCUUUCAAAUGUGAAAAGUACCGAAAGCUCAGAUGGGCUUCCUAAUUUUUCAACUAUUUUGAAGACAAACGUGAGAGACUUUACACUACAAGACCCAGUCUGUGAGAGUGUGAAGAAGUGUAAGCAAGAGCAGGUGAAUGUGAGGAUAAAUGAAUUUAAGGAUGUAAGGAAAGUGUAUGAUGGUUUGAAUAAGAAUUUUAAACAGAGGAAUAUCUUAACCAAACGCUACAGAGACCUCAGGCACAAAAAGUUAAAACAAGAACGCAACAACAGCAUAUCAUAA